Molossus molossus (Pallas's mastiff bat) is the source of this 1101-nucleotide messenger RNA. RefSeq names its product apolipoprotein A5 (gene APOA5). Gene Ontology annotation, molecular function: cholesterol binding; phosphatidylcholine-sterol O-acyltransferase activator activity; phospholipid binding. The record is from RefSeq and is a predicted model, not a curated record. The transcript is spliced from 3 exons. Gene Ontology annotation, biological process: cholesterol biosynthetic process; reverse cholesterol transport; positive regulation of lipid biosynthetic process. Lineage: Eukaryota; Metazoa; Chordata; Mammalia; Chiroptera; Molossidae. Bases 1 to 1101 code for a protein of 366 amino acids. Gene Ontology annotation, cellular component: chylomicron; blood microparticle; extracellular region.
AUGGCGAGCACGGCCGCAGUUCUGACCUGGGCUCUGACGCUCCUCUCAGCGUUUUCACCCACCCAGGCAUGGAAAGGCUUCUGGGAGGACUUCAGUCAGAGCAGUAGGGACAAAGGCAGGGUGGAGCAGACCCAGCAGCAAAAGCUGGCGCGGGAGUCCACGAACCUGAAAGACAGCCUCGAGCAAAACCUCAGCAAUAUGGACAAGUUCCUGGAGAAGCUGGGCCCUCUGAGUGGGCAGGGGAGGGAGCCUCCCAGGCCCCCACCCGACUCGGAGGGACUGCGGCAGCAGCUGCAGGAGGAGCUGGAGGAGGUGAGGGCGCGCCUGGAGCCCUACAUGGCCGAGGCGCACCGGCGCGUGGGCUGGACCCUGGAGGGGCUGCGGCAGCAGCUGAAGCCCUACGCCACCGACCUGAUGGAGCAGGUGGUGCUGCGCGUGCAGGAGCUGCAGGAGCAGCUGCGCGUGGUGGGAGAGGACACAAGGGCGCAGCUGCUGGGGGGCAUGGACGAGGCGCGGGGCCUGCUGCGGGAGCUGCAGGACCGCAUAGUGCACCACACCGGCCGCGUCAAGGCGCUGUUCCACCCGCACGCGGAGCGCCUGGUGGCGGGCAUCGGGCACCACGUGCAGGAGCUGCACCGCAGCGUGGCGCCGCACGCCGUCGCCAGCCCCGCGCGCCUCAGCCGCUGCGUGCACAUGCUUUCGCACAAGCUCACGCUCAAGGCCAGGGCCCUGCACGCGGGCAUCCAACAGAACUUGGACCACCUGCGGGAAGAGCUCAGCGCCUUCGCCCGCUCCCGCGCGGCCAGCGCGGAGGAAGGGGCCGACACGGACCCCCAGGUGCUGUCCCAGGAGGUGCGCCAGCGACUCCAGGCCUUUCGCCACGACACCUUUCUGCAGAUCGCCGCCUUCACGCGCGCCAUUGACCAGGAGACCGAAGAGGUCCAGCAGCAGCUGGCGCCGCCGCCGCCCAGCCACAGCGCCUUCGCCCCCGAGCUCCUCCAGGCGGACAGCGGCAAGGCCCGCAGCAAGCUGCAGACCCGCCUCGACGACCUGUGGGAAGACAUAAACCACAGCCUUCGGGACCACGAUCCCGCCGUCUAG